GCUUCUGUUAUUACAUAAGGUUGGCCAUUUUAUCUUUCGAAAACACAAGGUUGCUAUUUCCACGAUUAUUUUACUGUUUCCAGGUAGAGACAUUCUGGUUAUAAUUUAUCUGGAAAUAACAAAUUAUCAAUGAGUGUGAGACAGUGAGAGUAAAUGAUACAUAUAUCAGCAAUUUGUGUUACAUAUACAAGCAUUUUGCCUUCAAAAAUCUCUCAAAAAAACCUUUUUUUUUUUUUUAUUUUCUUUGAAAAGUUGCCAUCUUUUUCUCUUAUAAUAAAAACCAAUUUCUUUCAUUUCAACUUUCAUAACCAAAACUCUCUUUCUUCUCUUCAAUGGCUACACUACCAUACCUUCUCAUGGCCAACACUGCUAGUACUAACCAAAAACAAGAACCCACUAAAACCCACAUUCAAGCAGCUCCACCUAAACAAGAAACAUCACUAACUAACCGUGGGAGAAAGCCCAGCAAAGGUCAACCUCGCAAGAAGAUACCACAAAGAGGAAUGGGUGUAGCUCAGCUUGAAAGGCUAAGGCUCCAAGAAAGAUUGAAAAACAUUCAAGAAAACAACAAACUUGAGCCUUUUAACCUUCAACCCGCUCAUCUACCUGUACCCGACCCGAUCCAGAGUUUCCCUGUUCACUACUCAGUUAACUAUGGUGCGCCACCUGUGAUUAAUGGUGGUGGGUUUUUGAGUUAUGAUCAAGGCCUAGUGGUUGAGAAGAUAGAGAAUGGUAAUAGCUCUCAUUUGGGUCAGUUUGUGGUUAAUCCAUAUAUGUUUGGAGCUCCGGUUGGAAAUAGUAGUGCUGGUCCUGUGUUUGAGAACUCUAACGAGCUCUCUUCAAUGCCAAAGAUUGUACAGGAUUUUGAGCAUUCUAGUCCCACCUCUGAAUUUGGCUUCAAGAAGAAGAGAUUCAGCGAAGAGAACAACGGAAGGAGGGAUCAACAGCUUCCAGAGAUAACACCAGCGAAUGUCACUGAAUUUCUAGGAUCAAAUCUUGAGAAUAACAUGGACCUAAAUUAUGAUCCAAGUUGUUACGGUGCUAGAGCUACAAGAACUGCCGUUUAUGCUAAUCAUCAUAAUAUCAGUGAGGGUGCAGAAGUGUUGGCAAUCCGCAGAAAAGGAAACCCAAGUGGUGGAAGUGUGUUUAUGGAGUAUGAUUUUUUCCCAGGAAGAAGCAGUACUGGUAAAAGCAUCAGCACUUGUUUCAAGGAAAUGGAAUUUCCUACCGCAGAAGCUUGUUCAGUUGCAGUAGUGGGGAGUGGUGAAGCUUCUUGUCUUACAACUUCUGAUUAUAGUGGUUAUAAUUAUACUGCAUCUAAUGCUUCUUCUUCUAAUUCUAUUGAUUUGUCCCUCAAGCUUUCUUAUUAGAACAACGAGUUAUGUCUGUUUUGGUUUUGGUGCCUUUAGAUAUCUGUGUGUUUGAUCACAGAUCAUUACACUAUACCCUAUAAAAACUCAAAACUUUUGGCUUCCAUUUUGUUCCUGAACUGAUACACCUACAAAAAUAGUGCAGUUUUAUGCUCUCUCUCUCUCUCUCUCUCUCUCUCUAAGGUUGUCAGUCAGUGCUUUGAUUUUCCCAGCUUUUAUAUAUGUUCUUGCCAUUAUUUCUCUUAUGAUCUACCUUAUUCUUCUAUAUUCUGUUCUGGGUUUGGCCUAUAUUAAUUAAUUGUAACUAGGUUUUUAUUCUUUGUCAAGUGUUCAUAUCUCCCUACAUGGGAGAGUAGCUAGGUACAGAUUUAUAUACAUAGAUAUGAUAUUUAUAUGUAAUCUUUCAGACCCAAAGAGAAAUACAAAAUUUAAUUAAUAGCUAUCUGGGUUUGUGUUGUACUAGUACAACAAACA
Messenger RNA from Ricinus communis (castor bean), 1844 nucleotides. RefSeq lists its product as uncharacterized. The coding region runs from base 333 to 1370 and encodes 345 amino acids. Gene Ontology annotation, molecular function: DNA-binding transcription factor activity. The record is from RefSeq and is a predicted model, not a curated record. NCBI's taxonomy places the organism in Eukaryota, Viridiplantae, Streptophyta, Magnoliopsida, Malpighiales, Euphorbiaceae. The transcript is spliced from 3 exons.